Molecule: messenger RNA, 626 nt
Organism: Solanum stenotomum
Lineage: Eukaryota; Viridiplantae; Streptophyta; Magnoliopsida; Solanales; Solanaceae
Product: auxin-responsive protein SAUR21-like
Exons: 1
Coding region: 1-459 (152 amino acids)
Biological process (GO): response to auxin
Source: RefSeq, a predicted model, not a curated record
AUGUGCUAUUGUCUCUCACCAGUGGCCCCCAUGGACAUCAAACUUACCACUAACUUUGUAUAUAUACACAUACAUAGAAAGUCUGUUUGUGCAAAACACAAGUCUUACUUGCUGUGUAUUACUCAAAAUCCUUCAUUCCUUUUCUUUUUAACUCAUCAUUUGAAGUUACAAAAGUAUCUCGCAAUGGGUAUCAAAAUGAGUCCCCUUAUUCAAGGUACAAGAAUCUUGAGGAGGUUUUCAAAUUCCGGAGGUGUUCCAAAAGGACAUUGUGCAGUAUAUGUAGGAGAGAGCCAGAAGAAGAGAUUCGUCGUGCCAAUAUCUUACUUGAGCCAACCUUUAUUUCAAGACUUGUUAACUCAAGCUGAAGAACAGUUUGGCUUCGAUCAUCCAAUGGGCGGUCUAACAAUACCUUGCAAAGAAGACGUGUUUGUUGAUCUCACAUCCUGCUUGAGAUCAUGAAUUGUAUAAAGUGAAAAUUCUCUUGCACACGAAAUUUUGUAGAUUAGUAGACUUAGAUUUUAGAAAGAGGAAGUUUUACUAUAUAGUUCAGAAACACAAAAUCAAUAGAAGUUGUUUCCAUGAUCAAUUUAUGAAUAGCAGAAGUGCUUUUUCUUAUAAUCACUAUU